GUGAGAGUUUUAAAUGGCUUUGGUAAUGCAGACAAGAUUCAAAAUUUCUCUCUGCUCUUGUCCAGAAAGCAAUGAGUCACAGAAAAUCCUUGAAAACACCAAAUAAUUGAGUCAGAUUCCUGCAGGCAAAUCUGAACAUGUAAAGGACCAUGGCUGAAACUGCAGUUUGCCUGGGAACAUUCAGUGCUGUGAAGACACUCUGGGAAGUGAGAAUACACAAGAUAAAUGAAGAAUUACAGAAAGAAAAGGAAUUCAGGCAGAGGUCUGCAGGAAGGCUACUUCUUGUCUGGGAGGAGAGAGCUGCUUUAGCAAAGCUCAAAGAAAAAGUUAUUAAUGAAGGUGGAAGAGCAAUUUUAAGGAUAGAGGAAGAAGAAUGGAAGACAUUACCUUCAUGCUUAUUGAAACUAAUCCAUCUCCAGGAAUGGCAGCUUCACAGAACUAGUUUGCAGAAAAUUCCUCAAUUUAUUGGAAGAUUUCACAGCCUUGUUGUUCUGGAUCUAUCCCGGAACUCAAUUGAAAGUGUACCUAAAGAAAUUGGCCAGCUGACCAGUCUCCAAGAGCUGCUUCUCAGUUACAACAGAAUAAAAUCUGUUCCUAAGGAAAUAAGUAACUGCAUCAGUCUGGAAAGAUUGGAACUGGCUGUCAACAGAAGCAUCUGUGAUCUUCCUCCUCAGCUCAGCGACUUAAAGAAGUUGUCACACAUAGAUUUAUGCAUGAAUCAGUUUACUGCCAUCCCUUCAGCUCUCCUCAACAUGCCCAAUCUAGAAUGGUUAGAUAUGGGGGGAAACAAACUCCAGCAGCUUCCUGAUGCAAUUGACAGAAUGGAAAACCUCCACACUUUAUGGCUCCAAAGGAAUGAAAUAAACUAUUUGCCAGAAACCAUUGGUAAUAUGAAAAAUCUUAGUACUCUUGUUCUUAGCAACAACAAACUUAAGAAUAUUCCAGCUUGUAUGAAAGACUUGACAAAUCUGAGAUUUGUCAACUUCAGAGACAACCCACUGGAGCUAGAGGUAACACUCCCUCCGUGUGAGAACACAGAUGAGGAGGAGCAACAGGAAAUGUUUGGCAUUGACUUCAUGCACAUGUAUAUCCAGGAGUCACUCAAGAAAACAGGAAAUGUGGAAAGUUGUACUUCUGGUUCUCCUCCUGUCAUGAAUCCUACUGAAGAAAGAAUGUAACUGUGAAUGAAAAAAAUAU
This is a messenger RNA of Pseudopodoces humilis (Tibetan ground-tit), 1197 nucleotides long. It is a transcript of the gene LRRC39, whose product is annotated as leucine rich repeat containing 39. The record is from RefSeq and is a predicted model, not a curated record. Gene Ontology annotation, cellular component: cytoplasm. Gene Ontology annotation, molecular function: protein binding. Lineage: Eukaryota; Metazoa; Chordata; Aves; Passeriformes; Paridae.